AACCCCGUGACAUUGUGGUAUCAGAGCCUGGUUCGCUUACAAACGGACCAGACUUGAUUCACUCUAUCGCUUCCGCAACACUCACCGAGAACGAGAGAGAAGAUGGCUCGCAACGGGACCACCAACAACACCGACGUUCCGACCUCUGAGUCUCACUCCGAGGGACACGUCCCUGGUGCACGGAGGGCUGAGGAGCCCCGCAUGACGAGAUCCCGUGCCCAGGCCUUGGCGGACGCAGCCGCGGACGCCCCUCAAGCCACGCUAACGCUCGAGGGCUUGGAUGAACGUCUCCGAGCUGUCGAGUAUCAAGACGUGCGUGUGGAUGACCUAGAACAAGAGAUCUCAGCCAUUGGUGGGAACACCAAGGAGAUGCUCGAGGACUUGGCUCAACAACAACGGAUUGAUCGAGGCUUGAACGGUUGCACAGGGACAUAGCUCAGCCAGCCCCUGCUCCAGCCCCGGCUCAAGUUCAUCACCACCCGGCCUUCAAGGUUCC
Messenger RNA from Tarenaya hassleriana, 496 nucleotides. RefSeq lists its product as uncharacterized. Lineage: Eukaryota; Viridiplantae; Streptophyta; Magnoliopsida; Brassicales; Cleomaceae. Bases 103 to 435 code for a protein of 110 amino acids. The record is from RefSeq and is a predicted model, not a curated record. The transcript has 2 exons.